Galdieria sulphuraria is the source of this 1265-nucleotide messenger RNA. Its product is annotated as pyridoxine biosynthesis protein. The coding region runs from base 166 to 1125 and encodes 319 amino acids. Gene Ontology annotation, molecular function: amine-lyase activity. Lineage: Eukaryota; Rhodophyta; Bangiophyceae; Galdieriales; Galdieriaceae. The record is from RefSeq and is a predicted model, not a curated record. Gene Ontology annotation, biological process: pyridoxine biosynthetic process; amino acid metabolic process; pyridoxal 5'-phosphate biosynthetic process. The transcript is spliced from 2 exons.
GGGCUGGAAAUAUUGAGAGAGUCCAAAAAGUGUGCUUUAUUGUAAACAUUGAAAUGGGAGUGAACGAAGGCAUCUUUGAAGAAGCCAUAAAUAAAUUCAUUAUCAGUUGACGAUUGUUGAGGGACCGUCCAUUGGAGCACGCGUCUUGGAACUUCAUCCACACGUAUGGAGAACGGUUUACAAGGAAACGUUUUUGCCCAAACUGCAGAAGCAGUAAACGAAGGUUUUAUUGCUGGAGAUGCCAAGGGUACUUUUGCGGUGAAAGUUGGUUUGGCACAAAUGUUAAAAGGUGGCGUCAUAAUGGACGUGGUGACCCCUGAGCAAGCCAAGAUUGCAGAAGAAGCAGGUGCUUGUGCCGUCAUGGCCCUGGAGAAGAUUCCUGCAGACAUUCGCAAGUCCAAUGGGGUAGCACGAAUGUCGGACCCCAAGAUAAUAAAAGCUAUAAAACAGGCAGUCUCAAUACCUGUUAUGGCCAAGUGUCGAAUUGGACAUUUUGUAGAGGCGCAAAUUCUGGAAGCUAUUGGAAUCGACUAUAUAGAUGAGUCAGAAGUGCUGACUCCAGCAGACGACUCGCAUCACGUGAACAAGCACAAGUUUCAGGUACCUUUUGUAUGUGGCUGUAGGAAUUUGGGGGAAGCACUCCGGAGAAUAUCAGAAGGAGCUGCUAUGAUUCGCACCAAAGGGGAAGCAGGAACUGGAAAUGUUGUGGAAGCUGUUAAGCAUGCCAGACAAGUCAAUGGAGAUAUUCGUCGCCUUCGAAACAUGGAUGAAGAUGAGCUGUACACUUUUGCGAAAGAAAUAGGAGCGCCAUUUGCACUUGUAAAACGCACCAAAGAGUUGGGAAGAUUACCAGUCGUUCAGUUUGCUGCUGGAGGUGUAGCUACUCCUGCAGAUGCGGCACUGAUGAUGCAGUUGGGAGUUGAUGGAGUGUUUGUAGGCUCCGGAAUAUUUAAGAGCGAAACCCCAAAGAAGAGAGCAGAGGCUAUUGUAAAGGCGGUCACCAAUUAUAACAAUCCCAAAAUAUUAGCACAAGUUUCGGAAGAUUUGGGAGAGGCAAUGGUCGGAAUUGAGAUGGAUGCUCUUACUCAGCGUUGGGCUGCAGAUUCGCGACAUCAAGCACAGUAGACAUUUCUUAUCCAUCCAAUAUAAGCAACUCGUACCUCUUUUUGUGUCUGUUUUUGUUUGCUGUUGAAAUAAAUAGAUAGGAUACGUCAGUUUGCUAUGGUAAAUUGGAAAACUCCUGAAAAGUUUGUAAUGUUUGCUGA